Messenger RNA from Rhagoletis pomonella (apple maggot), 4304 nucleotides. It is a transcript of the gene mahe, whose product is annotated as ATP-dependent RNA helicase DBP2. Gene Ontology annotation, cellular component: cytoplasm; nucleus; ribonucleoprotein complex. The record is from RefSeq and is a predicted model, not a curated record. The transcript is spliced from 3 exons. The coding region runs from base 613 to 3372 and encodes 919 amino acids. Gene Ontology annotation, molecular function: ATP binding; RNA binding; RNA helicase activity. Lineage: Eukaryota; Metazoa; Arthropoda; Insecta; Diptera; Tephritidae.
GCCGCCAUCACAUUCGUUGCUUCGUUCGGGUAUUGUUCAUUCGUUGAUCACAAUUUGGUAAUUGCUCGUUCAAUUGCCAUCACGUCGUUUUCGCUUUUUCCUGCACAUUUAAAUUAGUUAAAAUAUUAUACAGUAAAAUUAUAGUAUUUUACUUUUAUUGUAUAACUAAAAAUUUGACUAAUGCUUCGAAAAACGUAAAUUAAUUACUUUUUUCGUAACAAUAAGUGAAAUACGCAGUAGAACAGAGCAGCAAAGUGAUCGGAAAAUUGUGGAAAAAAUCACCAAUUUUCUUUUUUGGAGCUCCUCACGCACCUAAAGAAAAUAUAUACCUACACUUAUUGACUACUGCAGGAAUCGUAGUGAAAAUCGACGCGACAGCAAAAAAUAAGCCGUAUGAUAUAUAUCCACUUUAAUUGAAAGCGGAAAGGCUGAGCAGUUUUAUUGGAGCGUAGAACUGGAAUCAAAAACUUCGCAUCGAAGCGGAAUACUUGAAUAUUUCGGUGAAAAGUUGGUAAUUGAAGCAUUGGAAUCUGCGUGGAUUGCACGGCGUUUGACAUAAAAUAAUAAAAUACAAACGAAUCUUCUUCGUCAAGACUUCACCUAAGAGUAAAAAUGUAUGCAGGUGGUUAUGCGGUGAGCGGUGGAAGUCCACAAGCCAACUCUAAUGGAUUCUAUGGUGCCAGUGGCGUCGCAGGUGGUCCGCGCCCUGACCGCCCCCAUUACCAACGUAAUGCUAUUAACAAUGGCAACAAUGCCGGUAUGCCAUAUGGUGGUGGAUCUGCAUUGUAUGGUGGCGCCCAAAGCUCUUAUCGUGGAGGCAGCAGCUCUAAUUCGAUGGUGACAAGUGGGGGUCCGAGCUUCUAUGGCAGUGGUGUUGCCACUCCUGGAGGCUACCAAGCUCGUGGUAAAAAUCCGAAUUUCGUACCACGUUAUCAAAAACCAAACGGCGGCUACCAACCUAAUAGCGGCUACCAUGGUGGUAUGAAUUUAGGUUUAUUGAGCAAGGAAGAGCGAGCCGAACUUCAACGUGAAAAAGCUAAAAAUCCCGGUCGUAACCUACAAAUCCCACUUUGGGAAAAUUUACAACCUUUCAAGAAGAAUUUCUAUGUACCACAUCAAAACACAUUGAAUAUGAAUGAACAAGCUGUUGCUGAGUUACGCAAUGAGUUGGAGAUAACAGUUUCGGGAAAUGGUAUUCCCCAUCCAGUAUCGACAUUCGAGGAAUGUUCUCUGCCAGAAUAUACAAUUGAAGAGAUGAAGCGCCAGGGCUUCACUAAACCCACUGCUAUUCAAGCACAAGGUUGGCCUAUUGCUCUUUCUGGUCGUGACUUAGUUGGUAUAGCACAGACCGGUUCCGGUAAGACGUUGGCAUAUAUGUUGCCUGCUAUGGUACAUAUUGCAAAUCAGCCACCAUUACAACGUGGAGAGGGUCCCAUAGCAUUGGUAUUGGCUCCAACACGUGAAUUGGCUCAGCAAAUACAAUCUGUUGUUCGUGAUUAUGGACACUUGUCUAAACCUGAAAUUCGCCAUACCUGUAUUUUCGGUGGUUCUUCAAAAAUACCGCAAGCUCGUGAUUUGGAAAGAGGCGUUGAAGUCAUUAUCGCUACACCAGGCCGACUAAUCGAUUUCUUAGAGAAUCGGAACACAAACUUGCAACGUUGUACCUAUUUGGUAUUGGACGAAGCUGAUCGCAUGCUGGACAUGGGUUUCGAGCCACAAAUCCGUAAAAUAAUAGAGCAAAUUAGACCCGAUCGUCAAGUGGUUAUGUGGUCCGCAACUUGGCCCAAGGAAGUACAGGCACUGGCCGGUGAUUUCUUAAAGGAUUAUAUUUCUAUAAACAUUGGAUCGAUGAACUUAUCAGCUAAUCACAAUAUUCGACAAAUUGUAGAAAUUUGUCAAGAAUCUGAGAAGCCACAACGGGUUAUCAAGUUGCUAAAAGAAGUAGCACCCACCACUAAUAAUGCUGCUAACAAUAAUAACAAGAUUAUUAUAUUUGUCGAAACUAAGAUAAAGGUCGAAGAAAUAUUGCAAAUAAUUCGCAGUGAAGGUUACACCGCCACUUCCAUUCAUGGUGAUAAGUCCCAGCCUGAACGUGAUUCAGUGUUGAAAGAUUUUCGCAACGGCAAAUCGAAUAUUUUAAUUGCCACCGAUGUGGCCUCACGUGGCCUAGAUGUAGAAGAUUUGCAGUAUGUCAUCAAUUACGAUUAUCCAAACUCAUCUGAAAACUAUGUACAUCGUAUUGGACGUACUGGUCGUUGCCAGCAGUUAGGCACAGCUUAUACUUUAUUUACUCCUGACAAUGGAAAACAGGCACGCGAUCUAAUUUCUGUGCUGGAGGAGGCCGGUCAGGUACCUCCACCGGCUUUAAUGGAUUUGGCACGUUCUUCAGGCGGAAAUGGUAAUGGUCGAGGCAACAAUAAUCGCCGCUGGCAGCAACAGCCUCCUCAUCAGCAACGCACCAAUCCCCUAAAUUAUCAGGCGGGCAACAACGCUAACGGUUCGUAUGUCCCGAAACAGAAUCAUUAUCAGCAGCAAAGCAGCGGCAUAUAUCAGCAACAUAACAGCGCUAGCAGCGGUGGCGCUGGCGGCAACUGGAACAAUCGUGCAGGCGUGGUUAACAGCGGCACUGGUGGCCAGUACAAUAGCCAAGAUGCAAGCGGCGGCCGCACUUAUCGUCCACGUGCACCGUUCAACGCGGGUGGACCUCGCCCUAUGAUGGGCUAUAUGCCACCACAUAUGCAACAAAAUAACGGCUACAUACCACAACAACAAUAUCGACCACGUGGUCAACAAUUCAUUCCACAACAAACUGGUAAUGUACCUCGUUUCCAGCAAUAUCAAAAACGCGAAUAUAAUCCACAGCACUACGACAAACAGCAGCAACAACAAAAUGUUGCCAAUGGCGGGGCUGCUGGUGGUGUUGAGCUUCAACAGCAUAAUGGUGUUAUAAAUGGCGCUGCAGUUACCAUUCAGCAGCAGCAACAACAACAGCAGCAGCAACACCAACAACAGGUGAAUGUAGCUGCCAACAUAGCAGCUGCUGUCGCUGCUGCCGGCGGUCAAUUGGGGGGUGAGUAUCCCAGCAAUGUAUCAACACCACCGGCUGCGGCAUUAUAUGCAGCACCUGCACAAUCGCCGCCGACCGCAGCUGCCAAUACGGCUGCUUAUAUGUAUGAUGCUAGUGGUGUUUUAGCAGCAGCAGCUGCUGCCGCUGCUGCCAAUCCAUAUGGAGGCUUGCCACCACAUGCCACCGCUGCUUACUAUCCACAUCCACACCAGUUUGCCGCUGGCGUGGCACCGGCCACGGCUGCCGAUGUUUUGCAACAGCAGCAGCAGCAACAACAACAACAGCAGCAGCAGCAAAGAGCGUAAGUGCAUCAGACGAAAAACGAAUUUUCGAAGUGCGCAUAGCGAAUAUAUAAAAUAUACAUUUCUUCAAUUUUAUCGACUUAAAAAUAUUAAUUACUUAUUGAUACUACUACAACAGAAAAAAAACAUUCAUAAAUAAUAAUCGAUAGAGAGUAAUUGUUCACGGUGUUCAUUGGAUUGAAGCCGGAAUGUGCUAAAACGCAAAAGUGCAUUUCCUAAUUUUUAUAUAUUAUUUCAUAACAAAAAAAUAUUAUUCCGGUUUCUAUAAGAUCAUAAAAUUAAGCGAGCAACUAAAAGAAAGCAGUCAGUAACUAUGCAACAACAAUUUAAACGCUGAAUUUUUGACAACAGCAUCGAAUGAAAUGAAAUUCGAAAUUUGUUAUUUUCGUACAAAAAAUGCGGAAACCGACAAAAUGAAAACCUAUUUUACAACACAUUUCUAGUUAUUCAUUAAUAUAAUUUUAACGAUAUUCCGCAAAAAUAUUUACUUUGCAUCUGAAUUAAUACCUGUUAAGUAGAGAACCGCGAAAAAAAUCGUCUUACAACGAUUACAUCUAGUUUUUUUUUAUUACUUUUUGUUUUUAUUUGUUUGCUUCACUUUAUAUGAAUUACCUAAAAUUAAUUGUAUUAACUUUACAAGUAGAUUUCUCAGGAACAGCUCAUUUUUAUGAUAGUUUUGAUGAUAGUAUCAAAGUAAAUAGGAUUAUAGAAAAAAUUUGGCCAUCGAACGAGGAUAUAUUUAAAUUUUAAUGAAAACAGAUUUCAUCGAAACGCAAUUCAGUCGAUUUCAUUGCAACUAAUAUUUAGGAAUUGAAAUCAUUAACUUUUGAAAUCCAUAGAUUAGAGCGGAUUAUGUAAUUGUACAAUAUUAUUUUUGCGGUCCUUGCCACCAUAAACUAAUAAACAAAUUUUGUUACAUAGUUUUGAAAAUAAAA